UUGAUCAUACACAUUGUUCCUAACUUUUUAAAACUAAAGAAAGUUAGAACUAUAAUACAUAUAAGGGCAUAUAAUAUUAUUUAAGGACUUUUGAUAAAUUUAGUACAUUCUUUGCCAGAUAAAUUGAAAAUUCAAUUUAUUAGAUGUUUUGUUAAUUUGUUUCUAUGUAAAAAAUUGGGAAAUGUUACUUUUAUCAAAUUAAGAGAGAUUACAUAUAAAAAUAAAUUCCUGAAUCGGUGUGUAUCUUAAAAACACUCAACGAUGUCGUUCCUCAGAGGUUCGGAAAAUUAUGUUUGGUGUACCACAAGUGUACUAGGCAAGGGUGCAACUGGUGCAGUGUUUCAAGGUGUCAAUAAGAAUAACGGCGAACCGGUGGCAGUUAAAACAUUUAACCAGUUAAGUCACAUGAGACCUCCUGAUGUGCAGAUGCGAGAAUUUGAAGUUCUAAAAAAAGUUAAACAUGAAAAUAUUGUAAAGCUACUUGCUAUAGAAGAGGAACAGGAGGGUAGGGGAAAGGUUAUAGUAAUGGAAUUAUGCACUGGUGGUAGCUUGUUUAAUAUUCUUGAUGACCCUGAAAAUACUUAUGGACUACAAGAACAAGAAUUUCUCUUGGUUUUGGAACACUUGACUGCUGGAAUGAAACAUUUAAGGGAUAACAACUUAGUGCAUAGAGAUUUAAAACCUGGUAAUAUAAUGAAGUUUAUUAAUGAGGAUGGCAGUACUACUUAUAAGCUUACAGACUUUGGAGCAGCUAGAGAAUUGCAAGAGGAGGAACAGUUUGUAUCACUUUAUGGUACAGAGGAAUAUUUGCACCCAGACAUGUAUGAGAGGGCUGUUUUAAGAAAGCCAGUAGGAAAAAGUUUUGGUGCUACUGUUGACUUGUGGUCUAUUGGAGUCACAUUGUAUCAUGUUGCUACUGGCCAGUUGCCCUUUAGGCCAUUUGGUGGAAGGAGGAAUAAAGAGACCAUGUUCUUUAUUACAACAAAGAAAGCAUCUGGUGUUAUAUCUGGUACACAAACAACAGACAAUGGGCCUAUAGAAUGGUCCCGGGAAUUACCACCUCACUGUCAGCUAAGCACAGGACUCAAAAAGCUGGUAACACCUCUCUUGGCUGGCUUGCUUGAGGUAGACCCACAUAGAAUUUGGACAUUUGAGAGAUUCUUCUCCGAGGUUCAGACUGUUACAUCUACAAAGCCUGUGCACAUAUUUCAUGUAAACAAGGCCUGUGUUAUUAAGGUGUUUUUGAAACCAGAAGAGAAGUUCGAACAUCUACAGACCUACAUCUGUGAGCAGACAUCUGUCGUAGCAGAGACACAAAUAUUGCUGUAUCAGGAGAAAUUAAUUCUUAAUGAAAUUGAUGAAAAUACACCUGGCAAGAAUUACCCAGAUACAACAGAUAAUGAUCCCUUGAUGCUUUUCAACAAGAAUGACAACUAUGUUAAUAUGCCCCAGGAGCCAGAAGCUCCUAAAUUUCCUGCUUUCCCAACAAUUAUUUCGGUUGAGAAUGAUGCCACACAAGCCAAGACGGCGUGUAGUGUGGGACACGUUAUAAAGAGGCGUGUGGAAGACCUUUGUCGGGCGUCCCAAUUGUGUGCGCUGUGCGUUGCGCGAUGGGGUUCACUGCUCACCACCCGCCUGCGAGACACCGCCUCGCGAGCCACCGCCCUCGCCUCCAAUGCUCAGCGCUUACACGACGCGGCGCGCGCCCUCGACCUCGCCGCCGCCGCCCUGCGCCACGCCGCACCUCUCACGAGUCACGAGGCAGAGCAGUGGGCGGGCAGCGCGUCGCUCCUUGCGGCGGAAGCGGAGUCUUUGCGCGCUGGUGCGGCGGGACUGCGGACCCGACACGCGGGCGGGGCCUUGCGUGCCGAGUGGGACGAGGCGCUGACGCACGCGGCAUGCCCGGCGCGCCUGCGACUGGCGGAGCGCGCGGGAUCUUUAGUGCUACGACUGCGAGACUCGUGGCAGCAUUUAGUGCGCGACAGGGCCACGCGCUCGCUGACGUACAACGACGAGCAGUUUCACGUGUUGGAGCGGAUCACGGUAGCGGAAACGGGGCGUCGAGCGCGCGCCCUGUUACAACGAGCUGCGCCAUUGGCACGCGCACGAGCGAUGGCCAUCGCCGACUGGUAUAAAGUGGCGCAGACCGUGUAUUUGCAGACGCAGAUCCUCGACAAGGACGUGGCCAGCGCCGACCUUAAAUUGCUGGCGCUAACCGCCCGUCUGCAGGAUGCCGAGAUUAAGAUGCGCGCGCGCAUACAGCAGUUGAACUCGACAAAAGCGGAACCAACAAGUCGCACAUCGGGUGUCGUGGAGGGUACGCGGGGGACGAGUGUCGCUGGCGUGGUAGGAGCGUCCGGAGCUGGCGUGCGCGCGCUGUCAGCGUGCGGAGAUGACGUAGCCGCGGGCCUAGCGACCAACUCGAUGCUGCUGGCGGACCUGUUGCGGCUUACGCGCGAGUUGCGCAGCUAGCGGCCACCUUCCGACCUCCACUCGUACUCGAGCUCGGAGGAGGCGCUCAGCUCGCUGGAUUCGCCCGCGCACACUGCCAUCUACCGCCCUUCGCCCCCCGUUCCUCCCGCAAGGACCUCGUGUGUUUUAUCCUAGGGUUAUUCAGUUUACUGUUACAUAUCAUACGUCUGGCAUUUGUGGCACAAAAAAGAUUUUCUCCGUAUCCGCCAGGCCUUUUUCCUUUUACUUGUAAAUUGGAUUAUAAAAAAUUCGGUGAUACAACGCGGGCGUAAUUUUAAAGUAAAUUUAUUAUUCAACGAUUAAGCCAUUUUCUAUUGUUUAAUGGGUUAUAAAGACAAGCAAUAAAUUUUAGAGAAGUCUAAAAACUUAAAAGCUUUAGAAGUUGAAACCUAUUCCAAAUUGUAAUAAAUAUGUAGAUAGGAUAAUUAAUAUUUGUAUUUACAUUUUUUACUACAGAAGUAUUAUAUUGUAUUUUGAAAUUUAACUUCUUAUGUUAAAUCAUUUUUUUUAAUAAUUAACCAAAACUGUGAUGAUAGUAUUGGGGUGGUUGUAAUCUCUUACAGGUGUAACAAUUUUUUUGUUCUUCAGCUAACGACAACAUACACACCUCACCAUUAUAAUAAAAAAAUAUAUUUAAAUAAUACAAAAUGUGGA
Molecule: messenger RNA, 3126 nt
Organism: Pieris brassicae (large cabbage white)
Lineage: Eukaryota; Metazoa; Arthropoda; Insecta; Lepidoptera; Pieridae
Gene: IKKepsilon
Product: serine/threonine-protein kinase TBK1
Exons: 7
Coding region: 262-2472 (736 amino acids)
Biological process (GO): peptidyl-serine phosphorylation
Cellular component (GO): cytoplasm
Molecular function (GO): protein serine/threonine kinase activity; ATP binding
Source: RefSeq, a predicted model, not a curated record